CUCACACACUCACUCACUCCUCACCAACCCGACCCCGCCAUGGCCGCCUCCACCAUGUCCGUCUGCUCCAGCGCUUGCACCGAGCCCUGGCAGAUGGACGACUGCCCAGAGAGCUGCUGCGAGCCCUCCUGCUGUGAGCCCAGCUGCUGCCAGCCCAGCUGCUGCACCUCAGCCCCCUGCCUGAGCCUCAUCUGCACCCCAUGCUGCCAGUCAGGCUGCACCAGCUCCUGCACGCCCACGUGCUGCCAGCAGUCCAGCUGCCAGCCGGCUUGCUGCUCCUCCUCCUGCCAGCCAUCCUGCUGCGUGCCAGCUUGCUGCACACCUGUCUGCUGCAAGCCUGUCUGCUGCACACCUGUUUGCUGCACGCCUGUCUGCUGCACACCCACCUGCUCAGGCACCUCCUCCUCCUGCUGCCAGCCGGCUUGCUGCUCUUGCUCUCCCUGCCAGUCAUCCUGCUGCACACCUGCCUGCUGCACACCUGUGUGCUGCAAGCCUGUCUGCUGUACACCUGUCUGCUACAAGCCUGUCUGCUGCACGCCCUCCUGCUCCUCCGUGUCCCUGCUCUGCCGCCCCGUGUGCAGACCCACCUGCUGUGUGCCAGCCUCCUCCUGCUGCACCUCCUCCUGCCAGCCCAGCUGCUGCCGCCCAUCCUCCUGCAUGUCCCUGCUCUGCCGCCCCGCCUGCUCCCGCCCGGCCUGCUGUGGCCUCUCCUUGGGCCAGAAGUCCUGCUGCUGACUGUCCUCAUCCCCCAGGGCCGGCAGGCUCAGGUCACCCAAGGCCAGGGCCCUCACUGCACCCCUCAGCCUGGUCCUGACCUGCAUUAGCAGAUGCCCUUCCCCUGAGGACAGGGCCUCCCCACCCUAUCCACUGUGCUGCCCUGACCCCUCCCUCCGGGUCCUCUGCUGAAACCUGCCCUGAACCUCCCCCUGUCAGCUCCUCACAGUGUCAAUAAACUUCCCGUCACCCGA
This is a messenger RNA of Chinchilla lanigera (long-tailed chinchilla), 968 nucleotides long. Its product is annotated as keratin-associated protein 10-1-like. The coding region runs from base 40 to 735 and encodes 231 amino acids. The transcript has a single exon. NCBI's taxonomy places the organism in Eukaryota, Metazoa, Chordata, Mammalia, Rodentia, Chinchillidae. Gene Ontology annotation, cellular component: keratin filament. The record is from RefSeq and is a predicted model, not a curated record.